AUGACACGUCGAGUGCACCGGGUGCCACUCGGCCCCUUCGUGGUCCUCUUCCUCAUUCCUAUUCUUUCGCACGCACAAUCAACGUUGUCUUCAUUACCAUCUUCAUCUAAACCGAUAUCAACAUCUACAACAAUACCUUCUACUACGACAUCAAGUACCGCCGCAUCUUCAACAAAGACAGAAUCACUAGUAGCAACGGCAGCAGUCGAAGAACCGAAAAACAUGUUGGUUACAGUUUCGUAUAUCGGAAUAGCAGUUGGAUGUGCUGUGCUUGCGAUCUUUGCUUUGACGAUUUUCUUUUCUUAUCGUCAGAGGAAGGCGAGGACUGAACAACCACCGAUGACGGAUGCGAAGAAGGAGUAUAUCGAAUAUUUCAGAAAUCAAAACAACGGUAAUGGUAGCGGUGGUCAAGGCGGUGCAGAACAGGGAGCUGGGAAUAAUGGUUCUUGGGUGAAUUCGAUGACGAACUCGAAUGCGAAGUCUACCGAGAAUACAACCCAUACUAGAUCUGGAUCCAAGAGUUCUCUGGCGCGUUUUCAUUUUAGAUCUUCUUCAAAAUCGCAGGAACCAGUUGUGGAGCCUAUCCUGAAGAUCGAGGUAACCUCCAAUCCUUCCCUAAGGCCAGCGAGUGCGUUCCCAGAGUCCCUUGUUCCAAAGAGACUCAAGGCUCAACAGCCAAAGACCACUCCAUUCGAAGGAAAUAAUACUUCGCAAAUGCCCCACAUGCCAAAGUUUGAAGUUCCUGGGAAGAUUAUAUAUGAAGAUUCAAGAAUUUCGGCGCCACCGCACGCAAUGACUACGUCCGACAAUGAGAGUGGAUAUAAAUUCCCACCGCGGACAACUAGCCGAAGGGCACCCCCUAUGCCCCUCGCCAUUCGACCCUUUGCUCCAUCCAGUGCGGCGGGAACACCAAGGACUAUCGCGAUUCAGUCGCCACAGUCAUUCACCGCCGUCGGACUGAGCCCUACUCCACCUAGACGUAAUGAGGCGCAGCCACAACGAGCGAAGAAUCCUUACAACCAAUCACAAUUAUCACCAAUCCAAAUGCAGCCAAUCAGGCCUUACAGCCCACUCGAAUCUGCUUCUGGAAGGAACAAUGAGCCUCAGCCAUACAUCCCAUCGUGGAUGGAUAUGCCAAAACAAAACCCUAAAUUGGAUAUGGAGCCACGUUCAAUAACUCCCCAGCAGCCUAAAAAGCCCAUUCCUCGGGAGCUACGUCCCAUGUCAUCAACUACUAUUGCUAGUGAUGCCAGUCGCGCUAGUCACAGCUUCUCCGAUUAUGAGUACUCUAGCUAUGACGAAGAUGACUACAGUGAAGAUGAGGAUAGAAACUACGACUAUCAAUCCCAAGUGUAUGAUAGCUACCGCCGAAGCACUGAUAGUUACGACGACCGAAGGCCCUUGAGUGCCCGGUCUUAUGAAACUGGAUGGUCUUAUGGGCCAUCUCACUCCUCAAGAGACAAAGCACAGGCGGCACCGAGGUCACAUGCCGAACCAUACGCUUCUUCUUCUCAGCUUUCUGCAAGGGAUAAUAGAAGUGGAUCCAAUGGUCGUCAGAAAACGCCCGUGCCGGUUAAUGCGAAUUCAACACUUAGCCCCACCACUUACAUCAACAAUAGGGGUGGACGGGAAGCCGUAAAGACCUCCCCUGUUACCCCGCCUCCAGCACCUCCACCAAAGGACUGGGAAGUCAUUGCGAUCAAAAUGGACCCAUACCCGGCGUUCGAGGCCACAGUUAGAUCAUCGCCGGCUCCAAGAGGAUAUACACCACGACCGGCUUUGAAGGCCAGUGGGUUGCCAAACAACCCUAAGACCAAGAAGCAAACCGGAUGGGAUGAGGAUUUGGAACGAGGCUAUUAUUGA
Molecule: messenger RNA, 1863 nt
Organism: Orbilia oligospora ATCC 24927
Lineage: Eukaryota; Fungi; Ascomycota; Orbiliomycetes; Orbiliales; Orbiliaceae
Exons: 1
Coding region: 1-1863 (620 amino acids)
Source: RefSeq, a predicted model, not a curated record